Messenger RNA from Oenanthe melanoleuca, 3094 nucleotides. It is a transcript of the gene PROKR1, whose product is annotated as prokineticin receptor 1. Gene Ontology annotation, cellular component: membrane. Gene Ontology annotation, biological process: neuropeptide signaling pathway. Gene Ontology annotation, molecular function: neuropeptide receptor activity. The record is from RefSeq and is a predicted model, not a curated record. Bases 338 to 1531 code for a protein of 397 amino acids. NCBI's taxonomy places the organism in Eukaryota, Metazoa, Chordata, Aves, Passeriformes, Muscicapidae. The transcript has 3 exons.
AGCAGAGGGCUAAUCUAAUGGUAGAGAAAGGAGUGCUCAGCAGAGUCCUUGGGCUACUUCCAGUGAUGCUUUCUGUCCUCCGGUAACAGCAGCACAUGCAGACAAGAAACCUGGCGGCUCUCCACCGGGUGCCUGAGACCUACGAGAAGAUGAGUGCAACUGCAGAAGGAGAUAAGUGAGGCUGUUGUCCUAUAAUCUGGGGACAAAGAAAAGGUUACUCACUACUCAAAAGGAAGUUUUGGGUGAGGUCUCUCAACUGCCACUCUUGUGCCCUGCCAUCCUGGGCUAACAGAACACCGAGGGCCAGCCAAGCUGCACAUGUCAAAAGAAGUCAGAUAUGGCCACAGAACAAACUGAACACAACCUAAAUGCUACCCUCCACCUCAACUUUGCUGCAAUCUACAACAUCCGUGAUGGGGAUUUCACCUCUUUGCAAAACUUCUCUUUCCCUUUCAAUUUCACUUACAGUGAUUAUGACCUGCCACUGGACGGUGAAGAUGACAUGACCAAAAGCCGCACCUUCUUCACAGCCAAGAUUGUGAUUGGGGUUGCUCUGGUUGGCAUCAUGGUGGUCUGUGGCAUUGGCAAUUUCAUCUUCAUUGCUGCUCUCGCCCGCUACAAGAAGCUGCGAAACCUCACUAACCUGCUGAUUGCCAACCUGGCCAUCUCAGACUUCAUCGUGGCUAUCGUGUGCUGCCCCUUUGAGAUGGACUACUACGUGGUGCAGCAGCUGUCCUGGGAGCACGGUCAUGUCCUCUGUGCCUCAGUCAACUACCUACGAACUGCCUCUCUCUAUGUUUCAACCAAUGCUCUCCUGGCUAUAGCUGUUGACAGGUAUCUGGCCAUUGUUCACCCUCUGAAACCACGCAUGAAUUAUCAAACAGCAACCUUCCUCAUUGCCUUGGUCUGGGUUGUCUCCAUACUUGUAGCUAUUCCAUCUGCAUACUUUGCUACUGAAACUGUGUUGUUUAUAGUGAAAAAUCAGAAGAAAUUUUUCUGUGGCCAAAUUUGGCCAAUUGACCAGCAGAUAUACUAUAAGUCAUACUUUCUCUUCAUCUUUGGCAUUGAAUUUGUAGCACCUGUGAUUACAAUGACCUUGUGUUAUGCCAGGAUCUCUCAGGAGCUUUGGUUUAAAACUGUCCCAGGAUUCCAGACAGAACAAAUCAGAAAGAGGCUUCAGUGCAGAAGGAAAACUGUUAUGGUACUGAUAUGCAUCCUGACUGCCUAUGUUCUCUGCUGGGCACCUUUCUAUGGCUUCACAAUUGUCCGAGACUUCUUCCCCACCCUCUUGGUGAAAGAGAAACACUAUCUUACUGCCUUUUACAUAGUUAGGUGCAUCGCCAUGAGUAACAGCAUGAUAAACACCAUGUGUUUCAUAACUGUGAAAAACAACACCAUGAAGUACUUCAAGAAGAUUAUGCUGCUCAGAUGGAGGUCAGCGUAUAAGGGAAGCAAAUCUAGCACAGAUUUGGACCUGAGAACAAGUGCAAUGCCAAUCACAGAGGAAGUAGACUGCAUAAAACUACAAUAAAUUUGCUGAGGUUCUAAUCUCACCUCUUUUAGAGGGGGUAAAGAGGAAGUAAUACCUUCUCAGAAACGUCUUCCUUGUUUGUGGGAAUACACACCACAGUUGAGAGCCCUCAAGGAAGCAGCCUACUUUGCAUUCACACCAGAACUCUUCUGGUCUGUUGGAUAAUCCUUAAGCUUGUACAGAUGCUGUACUUCAGUUCACGUAUCUGUCAAUUUGGGAUGUAGGCACUCAUUUUAGAGUUGUUUAAUAGGAACAAAGAAGUCUAUGAGUGGAUUAGAGCAUAUACAAUGAUGGAAAAGUUGAGUGCUGAUCCUAGCAGUGAUGCUUCUUUGUUUCUUAAGAGAAACCACUUAAUCCCUUUGAGCUUAUGACUUGUACAUUUAAGCUAUUUGGUAUCUUUUUCUUUCUGCUCAGAAGAGAAAGGAGCCAAGAAAGCCCAUUUUGCUUCCUGUCACUCUUUAACCUCUCAGUUUACCCCUCCUGAUGAAGCUUCUUGAAAUCUACAGACCACCAGCUUUCUACUAUCAUUGGACAACAUGCAUAGCAUGCUCUUAUGAAAGGCACAUGCUCUGAAAGCUAAAAUCUGCUUCCCAGGCAAGUGAAAACCUCAAGUCUCUUCCUGUUACACCUUGUUUAAGAAUCCAUUAUCAAUAUUCCACUCUUUAGUUUUAUGGAGAGUGUCACUCUGUCUGUUAUGUACUUGAAAAUGCCACAGAUACAUAUGAAAAUAAUCUCUUUCCUAAUCUCCAGGAACCCUGCCAGCUUCUGCUGCCUUGAGAUGCUGAGUUCCUCACAGAAUCAAUCACAAAAUUGUAGAAUUUGGGAAAAACAUCUCCACAUUGUCUAGCUCACUCUACAUACAUUGGCCAGGAUUGUGUCCAGCUAGGCUUUGGCUGACUCCAGGGAAUGCUGAUAGUCUCCCUGGAUCACCAGUGUCAGUGUUCAACAGCUCGCACUCAGUGAAAAUAUGUUUUCUUAUGUUCAGAUGGAAUUUCAUGUGUUUUUCCUUGCUUGUUGGUGGGAUCCAUAUAAAACUACAGCAUGAUGGUGGGAAAAAUCCAACCAGACAUCUUACCAAGUCUGUACACCUUCAUGAUAAAGGAUAAGAGAAGCCAAAAUACCAAGGAGAUCCCAAGAUGAUCCAUCUUUCUAGGAGCAAGACAGGCUUAGGCUUCAGUGAGCCAGAUUCUAGUUGAGUUGAGUGGCUUAUUGUCUGCUCCGAUACAAGGCAACAACUCUAGAUGAAUUCUACAUUUCCUUCCGCAGUGCUUCUUUUACUGUUAUGAUUUAGUGCAACUCCAUUUUGGAUGUUUUUUAACUGAUAAUUGUGACAAAGCAGGUGACAGUAACAGUAAUAUCAACUCACUUCAACUACACAUAAGAUAUCCUGGAUUUCUAUGUACGGAAAUAUAAUCUUUUCUGUCGUGAUGAUAAAUGCUUCCUGUUUUAAAGUAUGUGGUUGUGCGUACUUUUGCAGUAAAUAGUUUUGGUAAAAAACUUGUCUAUUUGUGAAUUUAAAGUGAGCAGCAAAUCCUGCAAAUAAAAUAUGGCUUCAGGAUCAGU